This is a messenger RNA of Serpula lacrymans var. lacrymans S7.9, 448 nucleotides long. RefSeq lists its product as uncharacterized. Lineage: Eukaryota; Fungi; Basidiomycota; Agaricomycetes; Boletales; Serpulaceae. The record is from RefSeq and is a predicted model, not a curated record. The annotation marks the transcript as partial. The transcript has a single exon.
UCUAUUCUCCCUGCUCCAUCACUUAGCACGUAUUUGCAAUUACUCACUACGUUGAUGAACUCCCUUCCCAUAUUUGCCCUCGACGCUUCAGAGACACCUGGUCCAGGAGCAGGGCCAUCGGAUUGGGUGGACGACUAUGAUUCUGAUUCUGACGCUGCUCCGCAAGUUUCCGUUGUCACUUCUUUCACUGCCCAAGCUGUUUUACCCAGACUUGACCUUCGCACUCGGAAGCGCUUGCAGACGCUCCCAUCGUCUUCCCACCUGAACGCUCUACUCAAAGCCAGCCAGCGUUACCGUGGCGUUCUGUCUGAUUUAAUGUCCUUCUUGUUGGGCGUAUGCAUAAUAUGGCCUGCUCAAAGAAGCAAGGUAUUAGGCAGUGUCUUGGUAUAUGGAGGUGGCGGUAUUGUGCGUGAAAUUUACCGUGAACAUGUCAGAAAUUCGCCUCUUG